CAUUCAGUUCACGGUCUCACACAAAGUUUAGAGGAUGAGAGGGAAGCAGAGCAGAGAGCAGAGGCAAACACAGCGUGGCUCGGUGUGAAUACGGAGGGAAACGACACAGUGUGAUUUAUGGUUUAGAGAGGUGAAUGAGGUCAGGCAUCCCCUCAGUGUUCUGAGAAAGAGCUAUCUGGGCUUCCUUCUUCCUCCUGCGGGCCGUCCUGUAUCACGUGUCCAGACUGCAUUCAACAGGAUCUACACGUCCUACACUGUGAAUGAGGAGAAGUGAUGCCUCAAGAUAGCUGUUGCAGAUUUUGCAGCAGGGGCUUAUAUAGCUGCAACUGGAAGCACCGAAGUGAAACUAAUAAUAGGAGAAAAUGUGCAUGCUGCUGGUUCUCAGUGGUCACUCUGGUGUCCCUGCUCUCCCUGUGCUGGCUCUACAUCUGUCUGGUUACUUUUAAUGACCAAGAGGAAGUUAACUGGAAGGGCUUCGCAAAACUGAAGCGAUGGGUGAACUGGUUCAUGGUGCUCGUCGUCAUUUCGGCAGUGAUAACCAGCUACUGUGUCCUGCUGCUGCUCUUUGCACUCUUCCAAGUUGCCUUAAGGGAACCGCUCAACUUACACUGGCUGCACAAGAUCUUCUUAUUUUUUGGUGCGUUAUUCAUUGCUCUCGGGAUCACAGGAAUUAGUCUCCAGUGGCGACAAGAAUGGCCAACGGUUUAUCUCUCACUCCAGGCCACAGCUCCUUUCUUGCAGUUUGGUGCUGUUGGGGCGUUGACUCUGCUGAGCUUGUUCGUCUUCCAGGGCUUCCGUGUGGCCAAGGGAAAAUGGUCUAAGUUCCUGAUCGCAGUGAUGUUUGUAGCUGUGUCCACCGCCAUCUUCCUGUGUCCCCUGAUCAUCCAGUCUCCUUGUUUGAUAGAGUGGAGCAAGUUACCUGAAAAACCAAAGCUCAUUGGUCACAGAGGCACACCGAUGCUGGCCCCUGAGAACACCAUGAUGUCAUUCAACAGGAGCAUCGCGUGUGGCGUGACAGCCUUCGAGACAGACGUACAGGUCAGUAAAGACAGAGUUCCCUUCUUGAUGCAUGAUCAUAACUUUUCCGGGUUCUUGCUAAGAACGACAGACGUUAAAGAGAAGUUCCCUGACGCAGACUUCAGCUACAGCAGCAACCUGACCUGGGAAGAACUACAGAGUCUGAAUGCAGGCGAAUGGUUCCUAAAGACAGAUCCUUUCCACACAGUGUCCAUGCUCUCCGAAGAGGAGAGGGAAACAGCCAGGAACCAGACCAUACCGUCCUUACUCGAGCUCCUCGACCUCGCCAAGCAGCACAACAUCUCAGUGAUAUUUGACCUAUAUAGUCCUGAGGAGAAUGACACAGUGGACACAGUCAACACUAUUCUGAGUUCUGGCAUCGACCCAGGCCUGAUCCUCUGGCUUCCUUCAGCAGAAAGAGAAUAUGUACAUAAGACUGCUCCAGGCUUCACCCAGGUCUAUAACAACGAAAGUGAUUUGCCUAUCGAAGGAGGGGGCCACUUGAAUGUGAAAUACAGCAAAUUAAGUACAGAAGAAAUCAGAAAGAUCUACAUUUCAAACCCUGUGUUUGUAUCUGCCAGGGAUCAUCGGAGCAGGAACGUUACAGUGAACCUGUGGGUGGUUAAUGAACGUUGGCUGUUCUCUCUGCUGUGGUGUGCGGGGGCCAGCUCUGUUACCACCAACUCCUGCCACCUCCUAAAAAAGAUGGAGCAGCCUGACUGGGUCAUGUCACGUCUUACAUACACAAUAAUAUGGAUUGCAGUGGACAUUACAUCUAUUCUGAUAAUGGCUGGACUCUACAUCUGCCAGUGGAAAACACAUCACAGGAAUCGCAGCAGAGGGACAGAGAAUAUUUCAGCCUGGAAUGAAAAAGAACUGUUUCCCUUCUUACCCAUCAGGUAGCUCACCAGACUCCAGCAGAUUUUCUGCCCCGACCUACCGCCUUGUCAGCACUGACUGAAUGGUUUGGACCUAAAUCAGGAAGAGAGCAAGUUAAUGUGAAUAACCAUACACUGUGUUUUCAAAGCCAUGAAAAAAUGAAAAUGUUUUUUUUUUUUCAAGAGGCACUGUGCCACUGGAUGGCAGUUUAACUUUUUUAUUUUUUGUAUAAGUCUAACUGGUUAACUGGGUUUUAAUCGUUCUUCUGUUGCUACUGAAAGUAUGAAGCUUUUCUCUGAUUGUAUCUAUGUGUAGAUCUGCACUGGAUUUCCUUUUGGCACUGUGUCAUUUUAUGUUGUUUUAUUCUGUUGUUGUUUUUUCAAUUUAUUACAUUUUUUUUUAUUCAUGGUGUCAUCACUGCAGUUAAGAUGUGUAUCUACUGUAACCUGAGCCAAAAGCAUUACAACUAUUUUCUACACUG
This is a messenger RNA of Epinephelus lanceolatus (giant grouper), 2377 nucleotides long. RefSeq names its product glycerophosphodiester phosphodiesterase domain containing 2 (gene gdpd2). Gene Ontology annotation, molecular function: glycerophosphodiester phosphodiesterase activity. Lineage: Eukaryota; Metazoa; Chordata; Actinopteri; Perciformes; Serranidae. The record is from RefSeq and is a predicted model, not a curated record. Gene Ontology annotation, cellular component: plasma membrane. Gene Ontology annotation, biological process: lipid metabolic process.